Molecule: messenger RNA, 1092 nt
Organism: Ixodes scapularis (black-legged tick)
Lineage: Eukaryota; Metazoa; Arthropoda; Arachnida; Ixodida; Ixodidae
Product: estradiol 17-beta-dehydrogenase 8
Exons: 3
Coding region: 1-759 (252 amino acids)
Molecular function (GO): oxidoreductase activity, acting on the CH-OH group of donors, NAD or NADP as acceptor
Source: RefSeq, a predicted model, not a curated record
AUGUCCAGCGCUUCGAGCUUCUUCGAGGAACGACUCGCUCUCGUGGUCGGAGGCAGCGGGGGAAUCGGCAAAUGUGUGUGUCUCGCUUUCGCCAAGAAAGGCUGCCGAGUCAUUGUGGCUGGAAGGAACUUGGACAGAGUUGAGGACGUUGCCAAGUCCCUGCCUGGUAACGGACAUGAAGCAUUCCAGGUAGAUGUGGGCCAAUCGAAGUCUGUGGCUCUGCUCUUCGAGAAUGUCUCCAGGCUGUGUUCUCGGCCAGCAAGCAUCGUGGUUAACUGCGUCGGCAUUCCAAACAAUAUGACCCCAAUUGUUGAUAUGUCGGAAGAGAUGUUUGAUAAUAUCAUCCGAGUAAAUCUAAAGGGCACGUUCCUGAUAACCCAAGAAGCGGCGCGGGCUAUGACUGCAGGAAACGUUCGCGAUGGGGCCAUCGUGAACAUUUCAAGCUUUCUGUCAAAGCUGUGCCCUCCCUACCGCGCCGCAUACGCAGCGUCCAAAGCGGGGCUGGAGGCAUUCACCAAAGCGGCGGCAAAGGAGCUCGCCUCGCAGGGCAUCCGUGUCAACAGCGUCCUGCCCGCACUCAUGUCCACGCCCAUCUCCGGGUCGAAUAGAAAGCCCGACGAAAGAAAGAGGAUGGCGGAGGUCAGUCCUCUAAAGAGAUUCAGCCGCCCAGAAGAGGUGGCUGACGUCAUCGUAUUCCUCUGUGGUCCCGGAAGCUCUUUCAUGACGGGCGCCGCUGUGGACAUCGCGGGCGGGCUGUAGCUCACGCGCUUCACCGAUGCCUCUUAGAUGACCCUCCAAACGUGGGCACUUGUGAAUCCACGCAACGUCACCUGGCUGACGUCAUCAUCGCCGCCAGCGUCUCUCGAGGCGUCUCAACACUAUUGAGAGGCCCGCAUGCGUCGACGCCAUGACGGAAGCGUCUGCCGGCAUCGUACCUCGUCGAGCCUUAGCGGGUUUGCCGAUUGCGGCGAUUGGGCGAUUGACUAAUAAUGACGUCGUUUGCACGUUUUGUUUUUUAUGGGGUAUUUGCUUCACUCUUGUAGCGCUGGAUUGUUUAUGUCAAAUAAUAAAUAAAGUAUACUUCACAGUAAA